CCAGCCUGACGAGAGGCCCUUGGCUUCCUAGCAGGUGUGCCCUGGGAGCUCUGCUCAGGGCUUUUAAUGGCUUUCACCAGGUAUAUUCUAGGGGAGCCAGAGUGGGGGUGGAAUUGCAGAGCUAACCCUGCCUUUGUAGGCAUGUUAAGCUCAAGACUGGGAGAAGUUGGUGAGCCCCAUCUGUGACUCUGCUGGGACAGGGAACUUUCUGGGGGGCCUUUUGCAUCCCCAGCUCUAAUUUAAAUGAUUAAUUUAGAUCAGCUGCUGAAAUGCUGCCUCUUGCCCUUUGUGAUGGCUAGAAAGGGAGACAGAAGCAGGCCCCCAAGUUCCUUUUCACACCCCUGGGCUGGCGGGUGAUGCUGAUGGCAGCACGGUUCUGGCACGUGAACCAUCUGUAAAGGGGCAGGCAGGCAGCAUCCACUGCUGCUGUCAGUGAAAAGGAAGCUAUUAAACGGCAGGGAAUGCGCUCGAGCAGGGGGGUGGAGCUGGCCCUGCUCUGGUAGCUCCAGCAGCGUCUCCUCCCACCCGAAUGAAACCUGGGUGCAGCUGGUUUCUGCUCAAACCUACAAAGACCAGGCCUGCGGUCGGCUCCUAGAGCUGAGCUGAUGCUGUUGUCACAGGAAGUUCCCUGCUUUGACCAGAAGGAGCCGCUCCGUAGCAGCUGCCUGGUGGGGUUGGCAUUCAGCUGGGGAAGGCAUUCACUAAGGGGCAGGGAGUGAAGAUAUGGGAACCAGGUGCCUUUUCCUGUCCUGGAGGGGGUGAUGGCUGGAGGGAAACCCUGAGGUGGAAUCAAUACAGAAAGGGGGUGGGGAAGAAAGAAAAACACAACCCCCACCUCAAUCCCGAUUGUGGGCCCAGUUUGACCUGUGCCAAUCACGUGGCACAAAUGUGCUCCCUGGGUCCUUGGCCCCAGGUCGAUCUCCCAGCAGGUCAGAGCAGCGCCCAGGCUGCUCUAAAUUCCACCAGGCCUCUUUCCUUGGUAAUACCUCCAUGCCAGGGGCACCCUAUUGCCUGGAUGCCAGCCAGGCUAGCUGGAUGCCAGACUGGCCUUCCCCACCCCUAUGCCAAGGGAAUUCCCAGCCAGCUCUGUCCCCAAGUGCCACACAAGUGCAUUUGUCUGCCUGGAUUCCAGCUUGCUUUUGAUAAUGUGUUAAUAGAAAAAUAACAAUGUGCUAAGUAGCUGUAACCACAUGCUGGGGCCGGGCCUGUGAACUGUCCGCCGGAUGCAAGGACCAGGACAGAUCAGAGCUGGAGCAAUAGAUGGGGCUAGAACUAAGGGUGAGGCAUUGAAAUUCGGACUGGGAACACGGAGGCGGCACUGCAGGAGUUUUAAACGUUCCAUGUGCUGAGCUCUGCUGGGCUGUGGAACAAGGGAGCGGGGGAACGGACCACAGGGGAAUCAGACUGGUGGUGGAUGGACGGCUCUCCCAUCUCGGCCUCUGGGGACUCAGCGCUCGUUUGGGACAUCCCACAGAGCUGGUUACUCAAGGGCUUUUCAACAUUAGCAAUUCACCUUCUGCCUGCUAAAAGAGGAACUGUGCAGCUAAAGAAACAAGAACUCCUGUCUUCAAUGUCUUCCCCACGGUGCUUUUGGACACAGUUCAGGGAGCAGGAGGACGUGUGCUGGGGCCAGCUGCAGCCCCGGGGUGCUCCUCUGCCCGAGGAGAGAAGAGAGCCCGUCUGAGCACUCGCUCUGCGCGGCUCAUACCCACAGCAGAAGACCGGAGAACGCCAUUGCCAAUUCGCUCUUUGCUCUGGAGGGAUACAUGGUGCUCGGUCUCCGUUAGCCACGGCCUGGUGUCUGACAGGAGGAGGAAGCUGAAACCCAGAUCUGUGGGGAAAAGGAAAGAUGGGUCAGGAAGAUGGGGUCAUCUAUGCGGAUCUGAAAUUUCCUCCCAGAUUGCAGCAAACAGAUGUGAAGAAAGCAGAAUCACAGCCCCCUGCCCAGAAGACGUCUCUGUGGGCUCAGCUAGCAAUAGUGGUGGUUCUCUGUGUGCUGUUCCUGGUGGCGCUAAUUUCCCUGAGUGUCCUGUAUUCCCAGCUCCUGGCUCGCAACACGCAGCUUCUAGAGGAAUCCAAGCAAGCCAAGAGCAAAAUGGAGCAAGUGGAAGGGAGAUACUCCCAGUUACUGCAGUGGACGUUGCACACAAACAUCUGUGCCUUGGAGUCCCCGUCCUCCAACACCUCAGAACCCCACAACGUCAGCUGUUCCUUGUGCCCCUGCCAAUGGAUUUCAAACAAAGGGCGAUGCUACUACUUUUCUCCAACUAUGUCACCGUGGAGUAACAGCAGGAGCAGCUGCCAGAAGGAACAGGCCGAUCUAGUGAUCAUUAAUGAUCGGGAGGAGCAGGUCUUUCUCAGCCAGCGGAAAAGGCAGUUGAUUUAUUGGAUUGGCCUGACAGAUGUGGCCAAAGAAGACUUGUGGAAGUGGGUGGAUGGCACUGACUUAAACCAAGAGAAAUUUUGGUACGAUAGCCAGCCAGAUAACUAUCUGGAUGAGGACUGUGCAACUCUGACAAACCAACUCCCCCUGCCGCAUAACUGGAAUGAUGACAAUUGCAACAAACGUCUCCACUACAUCUGUGAAAAGGCAGCAGUCACUCUCACCAUCCAAGCUUCCUCUGACUCGGAAAAUCUUGUUCAUUGUGACCAAUGAUGCAGAGUCCCAGAAUGCCACUGGGCAACUCCUGAGCCUGUUAAUCUCCUGCUGGCCAAACACCCAGUAGAGGGUGCUGAGGACUCACCUUUGCAGGUGGCUUGGCAGAAGCCACAGGUUGUCCAGCCCCGUUUUCCAAAGGGUAUUUUUGCCCAGAUCCACACAGGAACUUAGGUGCUUAGCUCCUAGGUCUAGGCACCGCCGAGAUCCACAAAACCCCUGCUCAGCUGUGGCCUAACCUUGAAGGCACCUAAAUUCACUUGGCAUCUAAACUUUUGCUCUAAAAAUCCCUCUAGAAUCCUACGUUUUCUACCUUUUGGGCUCAGAGCCGGUGUAGGCAGGUGUAAUGGAAGGCUAAACUGUAUUAUAGGGUCCAGCCACUCAGUGAUACUGUGUGUGUAACCCAUAGUGAAGCUAACCUCAGCCCUACUUGGCAGUCCAUCAACGAUCUUGUAGUGAACACAGCUGGUGUGAUUUGUCUGUGAAGGCAGCUCUAUUGCCAGUCAUAGAAUCUCAGGGUUGGAAGGGACCUCAGGA
Messenger RNA from Mauremys reevesii (Reeves's turtle), 3193 nucleotides. RefSeq names its product CD209 antigen-like protein E. Bases 1850 to 2656 code for a protein of 268 amino acids. NCBI's taxonomy places the organism in Eukaryota, Metazoa, Chordata, Testudines, Geoemydidae. The transcript is spliced from 7 exons. The record is from RefSeq and is a predicted model, not a curated record.